Messenger RNA from Aspergillus oryzae RIB40, 1713 nucleotides. Its product is annotated as BCS1 and AAA domain-containing protein. The transcript has a single exon. Gene Ontology annotation, cellular component: mitochondrial inner membrane. Gene Ontology annotation, molecular function: ATP hydrolysis activity; ATP binding. Gene Ontology annotation, biological process: mitochondrial respiratory chain complex III assembly; protein insertion into mitochondrial inner membrane from matrix. NCBI's taxonomy places the organism in Eukaryota, Fungi, Ascomycota, Eurotiomycetes, Eurotiales, Aspergillaceae. The record is from RefSeq and is a predicted model, not a curated record. Bases 1 to 1713 code for a protein of 570 amino acids.
AUGGAGUCCGCGACACUUUCAAACCUCAUCAAUAAAACCAAUAUGAAUUCAACCACUCCCCCUCUUCUAUCUCCCUCCGACACCGCCCUCCUCGAAGCCUUCAUCCCAGGCUACUCCUUCAUCUCGAGAUUCCUCAUCUCUUACCUCCAGAUAGACCUCUCUCUCUACCUCCCCUAUAUACUCACCUACAUCGCCAUCGCCGCAGUGCUCAAAUACUCCUUUUCUAAGCUCAAGGGUGUCCUAGAAACCCACUGUAUCGCAACAGCUGAAAUCCGUCUCGACGACGAGAUCUCCAACUACCUCCUGUACUGGAUGGCGCAGCAGCCCUUCGCAAACCGGAGUACGCGGUUUGUCGCCGCAACACGGAUUUCCACUCAAUCGUACUAUUACGACUCCGAGGACGAGGACGAAUGGGGCGAGGAAGAUGAGUACGACGAGGACGGCAACGUGAUCAACAAUUUCGACGAGUACUGGGCGAGGACGCGCAAUCGCGAUAAGUUCAAGCGUCUGAGGUUCACCCCCGCGGAGGGGACGCACUAUUUCUUCUUCCGCGGUCAGUUACUGGCCUUUGUCCGGGCGAAGGGUGACAAGAAGUCUUCUUCCUCAUCUCGGUGGGGCGCGCGCUUCGAGACCGAGAAGUUGUAUCUGUCGUGUUUUGGACGGGACCCUGCCAUCCUGAAGGAGUUACUGGCUGAGGCGCAGCGGGUGUAUGUCGCGCGUGACGGGAACAGCACCAUUAUUUAUCGUGCGCAGAGGAGUCCCGGUGAUUAUGUCGAUUGGUCCCGCUGUAUGGCGCGCUCCCCGCGCCCUCUGUCGACGGUUAUCUUGGACCAGGCGCAGAAGGAUGCCUUUCUUGAUGAUAUUAAGGAAUAUCUUCAUCCCCGCACGAGGAGGUGGUAUUCGAAUCGUGGUAUCCCCUAUAGACGGGGUUAUCUCCUUCAUGGACCACCUGGCACGGGAAAAACGAGCUUGUGCUUUGCGGUGGCUGGUCUGAUGGGGCUUCCUUUGUAUCUUCUCAAUCUGAGCUCGAAGUCCUUCAAUGAAGAUGAUCUCAUGUCUUUGUUCCAGGAGCUUCCCCGUCGGUGCAUCGUCUUGCUUGAGGACGUUGAUUGCGCCGGUAUCACGCAGAAACGAGUCAGCGACGGCGGUGAGGACUCGACGGCGAAGCCAGCUGAGGGUAAGGAAGGUGAUUCCCCCGAGGACGCUGAUGCCGAUUCCUCGAAGCAGGGCAUCUCGCUCUCCGGUCUGCUGAAUGUGAUCGAUGGUGUAGCCGCCAGCGAAGGUCGUAUCCUGGUCAUGACGACGAACCACCCCGAGAAGCUCGACCCGGCUCUGCUGCGGCCUGGUCGGGUCGACAUGUCGAUUCAGUUUGGGUACGCCGAGCCUGGUGAUAUCAAGGAGCUUUUCUCGGCCAUUUAUUCCACGCUCGAGGGUGAUGUACGCUCGUCAAGGACGAAGAGACCCCGGGGGAAGAAGGAUCAGGUGACGUCGGAGGUCCCAUGGCAUCAGUUCUCGCGGGAGCAAAUCCAGAACUUGGCAGAUCAGUUCCUUGCGCUAGUGCCAGGUGGGCAAUGCACUGCUGCUGAGAUCCAGGGGUAUCUUCUGAACUACAAGAGGGAUCCCGAAGCCGCGAUCGAAGGGGUUGAGGAAUGGGUGCGAAGCAUUCGAUCGAAACGGGAGGGGCAAACAGAGGCAACUGUGAAGGCAGACUAG